Messenger RNA from Gadus morhua (Atlantic cod), 4901 nucleotides. RefSeq names its product protein phosphatase 1, regulatory subunit 15B (gene ppp1r15b). Gene Ontology annotation, biological process: response to endoplasmic reticulum stress. Gene Ontology annotation, cellular component: protein phosphatase type 1 complex; endoplasmic reticulum. Gene Ontology annotation, molecular function: protein phosphatase regulator activity. The record is from RefSeq and is a predicted model, not a curated record. NCBI's taxonomy places the organism in Eukaryota, Metazoa, Chordata, Actinopteri, Gadiformes, Gadidae. The coding region runs from base 785 to 3079 and encodes 764 amino acids. The transcript has 2 exons.
UUCGUGAAUCUGCCGGGUAUUUAUGGACGCUCCCUAGACUUUCUGAUGAAAUCCUCACUCGCCGACUGAGACACUUUACGCUGGGGUUAGAAUCUUACAGAUUUAACCGCUUUAAAACCUUACCUUUCAACAUUUUAACGACUUACAUCUUAACAAUUUAACACGUCGGGCUUCGGUCGUCGGGAGUGGUGGAGUAUCGAGGUCUGGACCGACCGUGAAGGACGUGGAUCGCUUCCCUUCGGUAGAGAAGGCUAGCACGGGCUAGCAGUGCUAACACGUUAGCUUCAGAGCUAAAGCUAAGACCCGGACACUCGGGGGAGACUCGGCGGCGUUUUCUUCUUCCGCAGACGGCAUGUCUGUGUCGUCUUUGUCGGACGUGUGUUUCUCCGAAGGCCACAUGUCGUCGAGCAACGACCUUCCUUUGGACCCGCACGACGUUCCUGAUCUUAUGAAGCUCCACCGCCGCCGCCAGGAGCAGGAGGUUCCCGGGCUUCUGGGGGGGUCUGGUCCCACGGGGAGCCGGUGUGUCUGCCGGUCCGUGUAACACCGCCUGGACACCCACAGCCCUAGAGGGGUCCUCAUCGGACAGCUAGUGCUCGGUCUGGGGUCACAUUCGAGCCCCCCGGCUGAUCCACACAGAUCGGUCAAAUAGCCUCAGUCUCCUGACAGCUGUCAAGUUGCCUUUCUAAUACUGACAGCAGCAUCGCCACGACUAUAUAUUAACAUUUUAAACGUUGUGGAGUAUUAUCUAAAUGUUGUGUUUUUUCUUGUUGGAGUUUUAAAGAUGUCCAGAGCCGAACUCUCCGAGACCCGGGCCUCGGCGGGUCUGUCCCCCAGCGGGCACCGAGGGGCUUCACCCCGUGAGGAUAAGCAGGACACACCGUGGACUAACGCGUUCUCCGUGGUCUCAAGGCCCGCACUUUCUCUACUGCAUAAGUAUUUACCCGGGUUACUUCAUACUCGCUCCCUGACGGACAGUGUUCCCGAUUGGGUCGUCGAAGAAGACCUGAACCCGGGCUCAGAAGUCCCGUGUUUGAGAAGUUUGGGCGACCUAAAGCAGUCACCUGAGCGCGUUCCCCCGCCGGGCGACGCAGGGAGACUCCUCCAACCAGGAGGCCAUGGUAACCUGAUGUGGAUGACGGAAGAAUCGCUUUCAGAAUUAGGAAUUAAAGACCGUGGUGACAGAGAACAUAGCAAGGAUUUUUUCAGAAACCGCGGUCCUGUUUUGUUGAACGCAACAUCCUCCGCGGAGGCGCCGGGCUCCCUGCUCCAGAGCGACUGGAGGGGUCACACCUGGUGGGGUGAGUUCUGGGGAACCGACCUGUCUAAACUGUCUCUGGGCCGAGGGGAGGGCCUGUGCGCCGCGCAUUGUUCGCUCCCAGCGGUUGGUACAAAAGCCACAGUUGCCCAGACAACGGCUCUGUUUGUACCGUUCAUUUGGGAGUCGAUGGCAAGCGAAAAUGCUGGACACUCACGCAAUACACAGCAAGCGGAGGACAAUGGGAGUCUCGAAAGCCCACAACCAGAAACUCUCAAGUGUUCAGAGGGCCCUGUGCAGGAGCUCAGCACCAAGGGAGCCAACAUCAGCACAGGAUCUGCCGCAGCGUUCGGUGAGGUGGCGGUUCUGACCCCUGAACAAGAUAACGGUUAUUCCAGUCUGGAAGAAGGUCAUGUGUUAUGCCAACUUCACACGGCUGGUUCAGCGGCAGAGCUUCAGGUAGAGGGCCACACAGCCAUAGAGGAGCCGGAGACCUCUGAGCCCGCUAUGGGGCCAUCCCCAACAGCUGACAGGGUGGAGGAAGAGGGGGCAGGAGAAGGAGAAGGAACAUGUGACAUUGGUGGCAGUAAAGAAGAUGGUAGUGGGGAUACGCCACCUCAGGAUGGAUCAUCUGCAGCUGCCGAUACGAUAAGUUCCCCCUGCUGCCAGAACCGAGCCAUCGCCUUCAUCAUGGGCAGUCCCUGUAGUGAUGAAGAGGAUACCGCUGACAGCCUGUCAGGCAGCGAGGCCAGUGACCGUGACGACGGCUUUGACAGCGAGGGUUCCUCUGAGAUCUCAGAAUCUGACAGCGAAGAUUCAAAUUCGGACAAUGGAGUGGAUUCGGAGGCGGACCGCUUGUGGGACUCUCUGUGCCGACCUCGGGACCCGUACAACCUCCACCACUUCACCGCCCCGACCACCACCGCGCCGUUGCCCGUCCCCUCCUCCGGCGCCGCCGCCCUCUCCUCAGACUCCUCCCCGGACUCCUCACCGGACUCGUCCCUGGCCCGGGGCCCGGCCCCCGCCGGCUCGCUGGCCCUCUCCGUGUCCCCGCCGGCGGCCCAGCAGUCCGACUCGUGGGACGACUCCACCUCGGCCAGCGAGGCGGAGGACACAGAGGGCCUGCUGAGCUACUUCACCUCCUCCUCAGACCCCUACAGCCCCUGGAACUUCCAGGCCCCUGUCAGAACGGCGCGGCCGCGGCCUGAGCUGCUGACAGCGGAGGGGGGCCGCCAGGAGACGAAGGAGUCCCUGAAGAGGCCUACUCGCUCGGCCCCCCAGGGGGCAGCCGCCUCAUCGCCCCCCCGCUACCGCAGAGAGGAGGCCGAGGACCGCCUGGACAGCGGGUUCUCUGAACCCGUUGCACCCCCCAACCCGUUGGUCACGUCACGGAGUGGUGGGGUCUAUAAGAAGGUCCGCUUCUGUGAGGAGGUGGAGGAGUUCGUCACCAGCAGCCGCGAGGAGGAGGACCGGCGCGGCCAGUGGGAGGAGCUAGCCCGUGACCGCUGUCGCUUCUGGCGCCGCUGCCUGGACGUGGAGCAGAGCAUCGCCUAUUGCCUGGAGCCUGAACACCGCUCCCUGGUGUUCCAGCACCGUCAGGCUCCACCUGCAGAGCCCCCCUCCUCCCUUGAGCCUGAACCCCGAUCCCUGGUGUACCAGCACCGUCAGGCACCACCUGCAGAGCUCAGCUCCCUCCUGGUCUACCAGCACCGUCAGGCACCACCUGCAGAGCCUGAACACCGCUCCCUGGCCUACCAGUACCUUCAGACACCACCUGCAGAGCUCACCGCAACCACGGACGACUCAAACGCUGACACUUAAUCCCCACGUCCUUCUGUAACAUGCGUUAACCUGCAGGCGUCGCCGGAGAGACUUUGAGGGGGAGGUCCUGUUGUUUGCCAGAACCUGAGCCCAGACAUGGGAGCAGCUGGUUGGUGGGCCGCUGCUCAGGACUGCUGGCUUUGGGCUGUUUGUGGUACUAGAGAGGGGGCAUGCAGCACCGUCUAAGUGUCCGCUCUGGUUUGAUUUGCAGCUGUUAUAAAAUGUGUUUCUUGGUGGUGUGAGUAUUUAACGUGAAUCAGGGCAGGUAAAUAAUUGUGGAAAUGCUUCUGUGCGUCCUCCCUCUCUUUGCCAUUGACAUCGGGUCAAGCUCAACGCUGAUUGGCUGUCACGCGUAGGCGCAUCAAAAGUUACAUUAUUUGAACUCUGCGUGUUGGUGCGUUGGGCGUGUUUAAAAUGCAGAUUUUCAACGCCUCUAACGUGCGUAACGCGUUCAGUGUGGCUGCACCUUAAGGGCUUCAUGAGUGUUUCUAAUGUGAGGGGAAACACACGCCAAAGCACCCCUGCUGCUUCAACUAAAACCACAACUGGAAAUGGUUUUGCUCAACAAAGAAAAAGUCAACAGAUCACACACAAAAAUAACCCAAGGUUGCUUCUGUUAAGUAUUUAAGAAAGUUUAAAGUCCCUCAGUGUUCAGUGAAAGGUUGCCCUAUUUCACUGGUGAUUCCCCAGUUGGAAGCAAAGCAGGUCAGCAGUGACGAAACAUCGGUUAGGAGUUGCAGGGAACUCAAAGCAUAUUGCAUCACUAAUGAUAGAAAAUAUUAAGGAAUUUGUAUAUUUAAUUUAGCUGUCACGACUCCUUUUAAUGCCAAAGAAAGCUCAUGCGGUUCAGAUCGUCCACCAAGCAUGAGAAGUAAUGUUCUGUUUGACGCACCAACUGGUAUUUCUUAAAGAUGAGGAUGGUUCAGAUUGUCCACCAAGCAUGAGAAGUAUUGUUCUCUCUGACACCAAGUUGUGUUUCUUAAAGGUGAUUGUUCAGAUUGUCCACCAAGCAUGAGAAGUAUUGUUCUCUCUCUGACACCAACUGGUGUUUCUCAAAGGUGAAGAGGUGGGUUCAUGUGCUCAUGUUCAAAUGGGUCCAGCAAAAACCUCCAUGCAUAUAUAUUUCUAUAAUCAAUUUAAAAAAAAACAGUCAAAUAUGCUUAUUUUGAUUCAAAAAGCGUUCAGCAAGCUUGACUUGUCUGCUCUGAACAACCAAAAGGUAUUUGUAAUGAAGCAGUGGAAUCUGUCCCUGGCAUCUACCUUGUACUGAGAGUUUAAAUGUCACUUUGACUGCAAGUUGUCAACACUAAAGCAACAAUCCAAACUAAUUAUUAAUUAGUGUUUAUCCUGUUGGCUUUCUGUCACUGUCGUCUCCAUCCAACACUGAGAAAACCACAGCAGCUGGUGACUUUGUACUGGUUGAUCUUAAAUCAAGAGAAAAUUUUAUAGAAAAAACUUUGGCAAAAAGGCAGUAAGAGAUACUACUUUUUUUACUUUUCACUUGAUGACACCACCUUGCCUACUGUGGCAUAAUUUGCUCUACAUGUCACUUUGUUUCAUUAUAUCAAUAGGACCGCUGUACAACUAUCUCACAAUGAGCACUUGGACUUGAAGGUUAAAGUCAUGUAUUGAUCAGCAACAUCUCCAGGAAGUUGGACUGAGAAACGAGGGGAACAUUAUACUGUUGGUAAUUUAAUCAGUGGAUUUUACAAAUGCAAUUUUAUUUUUGUAUCUAAUUUGUUGGGUCAAUAUUUCUGCUAUACAACCAUUCUGAAAGCAUUUAAAUUACUAUUGAAAUAAAUAUUUAAUGAAUCAAUAACAA